Hansenula ciferrii is the source of this 3777-nucleotide messenger RNA. RefSeq lists its product as uncharacterized. Gene Ontology annotation, molecular function: protein binding. Lineage: Eukaryota; Fungi; Ascomycota; Saccharomycetes; Phaffomycetales; Wickerhamomycetaceae. The coding region runs from base 1 to 3777 and encodes 1258 amino acids. The transcript has a single exon. The record is from RefSeq and is a predicted model, not a curated record.
AUGUCUAAUCAAGAUAUAUGGUAUCAGAAUACAAGGGCAUCAAGUGAUCAAGAUGUCUCAAUGAAAAGUCCCGCUACAAUGACAAAUAAUCAGCAAUCAGUCGAACCUCAAAGUGAUCCAAAACUCAUACCCACACCACCAACAAAUCAACAAAAGAGACAAAAUUCUAAUUCGUUAGGGAUGUCUGGAGCUAUAAAGAGAUCAGUCACCCAGCCAAACUCGCCAUCAGUUCUCUUAUCAGGACAUGCUACUCCAAACAUUCAACAACAACAUCCCGUGGACUCAAGUCGUGCUACCGCUGGUACUUUAACGCCAGCUUUGACUUCGAAUCAUCAACCAUAUAACCAAGGCACUCAUCAUCUUCAUAGUAAUCAUCAGCAUUCAGCAUCUAAUUUAAGUUAUCAGCAUCAACCUCAAUCAAAUUAUUAUCCACAACAAUCACAACCUCAACAACCUUUGAAUUUUACUUCUCAUCCCCAACAAUAUCAACCAUUAGGACCACCACCUUCUUUCCAGCAUCAAGUUCCACAACCUCAACAAGUUCAAUAUUCUCAACAACAGCAACAACAAAUGGCACCUUUUAAAGCAACAUUCAAUAUACCUUCACCAACUGCUCAAGUACCUGCAAAGAAUAAGAAAUUUAGUACAACUUUUGUUAAUAGUACAUAUCAAAAGUCACGUACACCUGAUGUACCAAACUCUCCAAAUCUGUCUGUUAAUAAACCAAAAUUUGAUACAUCAAGUUAUAUAAAUGAUGAUCAUGCUGAUGGUAAUGAUUUCAAUGAAACAAAUUCAAUGGUCAUGUCACAAACCGCUACAAAACAAGCACCAUCUGCAACUGCUGCUGCUUCUUUCUUACAACCAAAUGAUGUUCAACAAGCCACUCCACAACCCCAAGUUCCUUCACUGAAUCAAACCUACUAUCCACCUGUUCCACAAGAUUAUCAACAACAACAACAGCAACAACAACAACAGCAGCAACAACAACUGGCUAGAUCGAUCUUAACAAAAGAAACUAAUCCAGACUCACCAGGAUCUACAGUUAGUGAAAAUUCAACAACAGCACAACCAUCUUCAAACACAUCACUAGGAACUGUUGGAACUGCUCCAGCUCAAACAAGUAAAUUAUCUGAAGAAGAACAAGUUUUGAUUUUGAAAUUGCAAGAUACUUAUAAAAAUAUCAUCAAAUUAGAAAGUGAUUUGCAAAGAAAAUGUCAAAGUUUAAAUUUACCACAAAGACUGGAUAUGACUGAGUUAUGGGAUAUUUAUAAUACAAAUAUUACAUUAUUGAAUUCAUAUUAUGAUUUCUUAUUAUAUUCAUUGAGCUCUGGCAAAUCUGGGAAACAAAUCAUACAAGUUUACAGAGUUCCAAGAAGAUUAUGGGUCUAUGGUAUUGUUACAUUUUUGGAUGUUUUGAAAAAUGUGGUUUCUAUAUUUAUCGAGCAUGAUAUUUGUUCGAGUUUCAUAGGUUAUUCCUUCAAUAUUUUAAGUGGAUUAACUGAACUUGAAAUGGAUGGUUGGGUCAGUGAAAAACUAGGUGAUCUUUCAAGAAUGGCAAUUGCACUUUAUCCAUCUCGUUAUAUUGAUUGGAAAUUAAGUUCUGAAUAUUGGUAUACAUGUGCUUUGAAAACUCAGUAUGGAUUUGGUAAGAUUUAUUACCAUAUUGCAACAGUCCAACAAGAUAACUUAGAUGCUUUGGUCAAUAUUGGUAAGAGUGUUUUCUGUAGAGAUACAUUUGUUCCAACUCCACAAUAUAUGCGUAUGGUUAUUGAUAAUAUAAAUCAAAGAAAUUUCGUUGAUUUACCAGUUGUUGAUUUUAUAAAAGUUCAUAAGAUUUUAUUAUCUUCUGAAUUCAAUAGUGAUUUAGAAUUGAUUAAAUUGGUUAGUUAUUAUUCACAGAAUAUUGGGGUUGAUCAUAAUAAAGUUGAUUUCUUUGUUAGAGAUAGUAAUUCCACUGUCAAUGAAGCUGUAACUACAACAACCUAUAAUUUAGAUAAUGAUUAUGAAAAUAAAUUGAACUUUUGGUUUCAAAGAGGUUCAUCAUUUGCAUUGGUCAAUAUUUGUCAAAUGGUUGGAUUUGGUAACUCUGCAAAUCCAUUUUCUCAUUUAUUUGGUCUGGUUGAAGCUUUAAAAGAAAGGAAAGAUAGAAAGGCUAAGAAGGACAAACGUAAGAAAAGUUCAACUUCAAAAGAUAAUUUGUCAGCUAUGGAAACUGAAAAUGAUGACUCAAUUACUAGUGCACAAUUAAGUGUAAAUGACUGGUUUCAAGCAAGUGAUUAUAUCAAUAAAAAUGCCAUAGAAUUAGCUAUGAGAAUGUUUCAAGAUUAUUUGGAUGGUCCAAUAAUUACAUCAACACCACAUGUUAUUACAUACUUAUAUUUUUUGAUUUCUGUUUGUGAAGCAUUAAAGACACGACCAUCAGCUAGACCAUUCUUUGAAGUUGUUUUCAGUUCUAUCCUACCAAGAAAUUCACUUUUAAAUUAUUUGAAUGAUCUAUUGAGAUACGUUCGCUCAAGUAAACCAUCAAUUAUUGAAAAAUUGAAUAAAUUAAAACCAGAAUUUGAAUCACAUGGUGGAUUUAUCCAAUAUUUUAAUCAAAAUGAAAAUUUAAUUGAAGCAUGGAAAUGUUGGGGUACACUUUGGUUUGAUAAAAUUGAAUUUAAAGAAGAUUUUUCUGGUUGUAGAGAAGCAGGUAUUGAAAGAGAUAACUUUUUGGAUGUUCCAAUUGGUGGAGUCCGUUAUGAAAAAGAGUUGAAUGAUGAUAGAUUCUUAAGAGUUAUAUUAAUAGCAUGUCAUAUUUCAGAUGAAUAUGAUUUUAUUGGAUUGAAGAGAGAUGCUGAUUAUUUCAAAUUUUCUGAGUAUACUUAUGAUCAAUCAAUUGUGGAAAAUCAACUCAUCAAUGGAUCCUUCCAUAGUUUCUUGAAUGAUGCUAGAAUUCAAGGAUUAACAUCAAAACUUUCACCUGAAAAAAUUAUGACAACUGAAUCAUCUAGGGAAGAUAUUUAUAGUUGGUUACAAAAAAAAGUUGAUUUCAAUCUAAAUAGUUCAAAUGAAGCCACUGUUUCUAGUGCAUUAUCAUACACUGCCGAAGCUGAUAAUGAAGCAGAUUAUGAAGAAGAUGAAGAUGAACGUGAGCAAGCCUUGAAUAAUAAUCUACCUGGCCAUGAUACAAAAUUUCAAGGUAACAUUGGAUCUGGUAUGGAUUCAUCAAUUUGUUAUUUCAUUUUGGAUACAAACAUGUGGUUGAAACAUUGUGGUAUGAUUUAUAAAUCUGUUAGAAGUGGUAUUUUCAAGUUAUCAGUUCCGUUAGUUGUUUUCCAAGAAUUAAGAUCUUUAAGACGUUCACCAGAUGGGAACGUUUCAGAUGCUGCUGUUAGGGCUGUUAUUACCUUGAGACAAUUAGCCUCAGAAGGAUUGGUAUCUGCUUUAAGAUUGAAUGGGACUGAAGCAAAUUCACUAAAUGAUGUUAGAGAUUUUGAAAAUAAUUCAACAUGGAUGAAUACAAUUGAUGAUGCAAUUAUAAAUGCAGCAAGAUCAUUAGAUGUGAAUUUAAAAGCAUAUAAUAAUAAUCCUGAGAAAUUAAGUGCCAUUAUUUCAACAUCAAUUUCAAAUAACGAUCAACAACUGUUGAAAGCCAAAUCAAUGCAUUGUACGAUUUUGGUUACAGAUGAUAGAAAUAUGAGACUGAAGGCAAGAACUAAAUUAGUACCAGCUUUUCAAGGUAAAUGGUUUUUCCAAACAUUGGAUAAGUUAGCAGAAGGCAAGUGUAAUAAUUGA